GCUUCUCAAAGUAUUAUGUGCUUAAGAAAACAGGGAUGGUGUCUGGUCCUGGAACUGCUACUGCUGCCUUUGGGAACUGGAUUUCAAGGGCUCUUUGUAACUAUUGUGACCACCGUGGAUGGAUUCAGCGCACAGGACAAUAUUAGAACCAUUGACAUUGGAGCUGAUCCUGUGCCCAAGCCUUCCAUAGAAAUCGAGAAGAGAGAAGAGUCGACUGAUUCCUGUCACCUGAGACUAUCGUGUGAGGUAGAGGACCAGCAUGUUGACUAUACUUGGUAUGAGAGCUCGGGACCUUUCCCCAAAAAGAGUCCAGGGUAUGUGCUCGAGCUCACCGUCACGCCACAGAACAAGUCUACAUUUUACACCUGCCAAGUCAGCAAUCCUGUAAGCAGCAAGAACGACACAGUGUACUUCGAACCACCUUGUAAGCUGGCCAGAUCUUCUGGAGUACAUUGGAUUGCAACUUGGCUAGUGGUCACGACACUCAUCAUUCACAGGAUCCUGCUAACCUGAAAAGAACUCUUCUCACUCAAGAAGACAACUUCAAAGCACAGAGUCUUGCCUUCAUCCCUAGCAGUAUUCAUAACCAGCAAAGCAGCUCUGGCUCUAUGGGACAAAGGAGAGUGUGUUACUGACAUCUUUGAGGGUUUGCAUGCAUGCUCUAUGGGACAAGCACAGGACCUUGUACAGUGCUCCACCACUGACCUGUGUGCCCAGCCCUUUACAAAGAUUUUAAAUCAACCUUUUAAAAACUGGAUAAUAUCUAAUUUUAUAUACCCUAGUUGUU
This is a messenger RNA of Mus pahari (shrew mouse), 787 nucleotides long. RefSeq names its product CD48 molecule (gene Cd48). The record is from RefSeq and is a predicted model, not a curated record. The transcript has 4 exons. Lineage: Eukaryota; Metazoa; Chordata; Mammalia; Rodentia; Muridae. Bases 16 to 513 code for a protein of 165 amino acids.